Mizuhopecten yessoensis (Yesso scallop) is the source of this 17979-nucleotide messenger RNA. RefSeq lists its product as uncharacterized. The record is from RefSeq and is a predicted model, not a curated record. Gene Ontology annotation, molecular function: actin filament binding; phosphatidylinositol-4,5-bisphosphate binding. Gene Ontology annotation, biological process: actin filament severing; barbed-end actin filament capping; actin polymerization or depolymerization. The transcript has 37 exons. Lineage: Eukaryota; Metazoa; Mollusca; Bivalvia; Pectinida; Pectinidae. Bases 1181 to 16237 code for a protein of 5018 amino acids. Gene Ontology annotation, cellular component: actin cytoskeleton; cytoplasm.
GGGUUUACUAUGUUAAAAUAUCUCACCUAUACAAGCGUACAAGCGGGUUGCCACGGGCUAAAAGAAACAAUCAUAAAGCUUAACAGCCAGUAUCUCCCUGAUUUCGGGACUGCAUGCAACCUCUGUUCGCUGGCGCUGAUAGCUGCUGAAUCUGUACGUCCAUUGCUUAGCACGUGCAAUAGCACGCGGGACUCGCACAUCUCCUAAAAUGGAAAUGACACGCAUUUCGUUGAAACGUUGAUGUGGGAUUAUCAAAGGAGACCUGAUUAACGCUUCAAACACACACCAUAAAUUGAUGAAAUGUAUUAGUACUUGAACAAGCUUUCGCUUUCGAAGAGAAACUAUGACAAUAGGGGGCGUAGCUUUCAAGAGAGACAGGCAACACACGUGCACUUGAGAUGUCGAAUUCCAUCACGUCUUGGGAAGGUUUCUCUAGUUAUUUCUGACACGAAUAUUGUGGAUUUCUCCCUGUGUUACAGAAAAUAGAUUUUUGUCAUUCGGUGUGUAAUUAACUUGCGUAACUUGGCAACACCUUGUUACCAUAACAACCAGGUUAUACCUAUAGGAGAUCGACAUAACAGAAAAGGAAGUGCCUCUGCCCCCCUUGCUCGCGAUUGUGGUUCAAGCUUGCUGAUUUCCCUUUCUAUCUCUGGGGAACGGAUUCUGCUAUUUUCGGACAUUUGAUAUCAGAAACGGACCAAAGAAUGACAAAAACAAUUAUGUAUUCUAAUUCUAAAGCAUAAUUACUAUAAUAAUUAAUGAAAAAUUAUAACAUUUCUAAAACAAUUUUUUUAAAUUUAAGUGGAACUAUAAGUGAUAACCUUAAUUUUGCAUUUUAAUCAUCAAACAUCUUACGUGUGUACCGAAUCACAUUAAACAAAGUUGGAACUAACUAUCCUUAUUGACUUUGAAACACAGUACUGUACCAGCACUGCCUUUAUAGACCAAGCUACAGAUAUAACGUAAGAAGUGUCUGUUAUUAGCGACCUCACGCGAGUUACAAGACUCGGUACCAAGAUCUGGAUUACAUCAUUUACUAGGUAGACGAGGCUAUGGUGGAAGUUCUGGUCUAGGUAGCUAUGGCACUGGGUACAGUAACUACACAUUUACCCUCCCCAGCAAUGGAUAUACAGGGCCAGCUCUAGGCAGCUACAGCAGUGGUCUAUCCACAUACAACGCAAUGUCACGAUAUGGCCGAUCAUAUGACAGCAGCUACACCCCACGCAACUACGAUUCAUCAUCAAGGUCAUAUGAUGUCGGGUCAAGGUCACGUGACCUUGGAGCGUCCUCUAGAUAUGACACCUCCUCAUCAACUGGGAGUUAUGGUAGCGACUUGAGUCGUCAGUAUGGAACAGACUGUAAUCUGGAAAGUGGGCAGGGCUACGACAGUGGGCGUGGUCUGGAUAGUGGGAGGAGUUAUGACACGUCAGGCCCGUCCAGUUACGACUCGCGCGGAUACAUUAGCCCACGUACGGGGAGCUCAGAUCUAGGGUACAGCUCAUCGUUGAGGUACGGCCGAAGUGACUACUCUGACAGAUCAACAGAUGUAACUUUAAGAGACAAACCAAAGGAAGAGGAUCCUGACCCUCCUGGGGUUCGGCGGCGAUAUCAGGGGUCAAAGUUCAAGGAUCAGGAUGCACCAUUAGGUCAAAAUCAUGGCGUCAACAAGGAUGACGACUUAGCAUUGUACAAGGCAUCUUAUCGCAGAUAUCGUGAUUCCUACGGCGAGGAGGACAAAUCAGAUUCUGACCGUGGAUCUUUAACUUCUUCUCGUAGGGAAUCGGAGGAAAGGGACCCAAUAGCAGAAAUAAAACGCAAGUACCAGCGUAAGAAACCUGACACUAUAAGUGAAAAUGAAGCAACUCUUUCGCUUUCAAAGACCGAUAAAGUUGAGCCAUCUCAAAGUGCAUUAAUGGACAGGUUAGGGUCAAGUGGUCAGAGUUUUUUAUCUCCGAAGGGCGGGGUUCAAAGGUCACAGAGUGAAAGAGAUGCUAAAGCUGAUCCAGUUGUAAUGGAACAAACAGGAACAGUUGAUGCUGAGGUGGACACGAUGCCAAUCUGGAGGAAGCGACGUCUCGAACGGGAACAAAGGCGGCGAGAUUUUCUCGAUAUGAGUGAAAACAAAUCGAAGGAAAGGGAAAAACUAAAGGAAGAAAUUGAAAACCAGGAGAAAGACAGUGCAUAUUCAUUGAAAAGUGAAAGUAGGAUUGGUGACAAAAGUGAAAGUAAAACAGAGACAGCUAGAGAUAGGUUGCAGCGAUUGAAGGAUGUAAAAAUGCCUCCCAAAAGUUCUAGUGUUGACUCUGGGGAAGAGGGUACCUCACUGGACAGCAGUGAGGGAAAAAGGAUGUUUAGUGCUGAAGCUAUGAAAAAAAUUCUUCUUCAAAGGGACAGUCCCCUCUUGAGGACAAAAUAUGCAGAGGCAAAACGGAAAAAAGAACUAGAAAAAGAAGGAAGUAGAGAGGAAACACCGAUUCCUAGUACAGACAUUAAAACUGAUAAAAGAGAAAGUGUAAUUUCGCCGCUAUCCUUCAAAGCUGAUAGAAUUAAGGAUUCUGAAUUUUCAAGAACAUCAUCAAGGUUUGGGUCAACUCAAAGUCAGGAGUCGCCUCUUUCUUCUUUAGAAAAGAGGUAUUCAGACAGAGAGUUGAAGGACUCAUCUGCCUUAACUGACAGAACUACUUCAAGGCUAGGAUCGGAUUCUGAUGGUAAGUCGUCACGAUUAGGAUCUGAUAGUAAACCAUUAACUCUGGAGCAAAGGAUAGCAGCCAGAAUUGGACAAGAUUCCUAUAAACCCUCUCCCAGAGGUGGCAGAGAGGAAAUGACAACUAUUCCUGAUUCAAGAAUAAUCUCGCCUCUGAACAGGUCUCAGUCGGCUAGGGCACCCAUAGAUCACGAUUUUGGAACUGACAAAAUUUUACCUCAGACUGAUCCCAAACUAUCAAGUUCACUCAGUAGGAGUCACUCCUCAAGGGACGAGAAAGAUGGAUUCCGUUUAGGAAUGGUGUCAGAAAAAAGAUAUCCCUCGAGAGAUCCUUCUGACUCGAGUAUCGGUGCAAGGUCUGUAUCAGAUACUCGAUCAGUGUCUUCUUCCUCUUCCUUGGAUAUGAGGUCGGCAUCCACAUCGUCCAUGGACGCAAAAUUGAGGACUGCUUCAAGUUCUUCAGACACUUCCUCUGUUUUUGUAGAUAAUAAAUAUUCAGUUAAGCCAACUUUGUCUUCCAUUGACCAAAAGUCAUCAGAACGAAAACUGUCUUCCAGAGAUGAACGAGAAAGGGAGUAUGGUUCAACUAGUUACGGAACAAAGUCGACUGCUUCUUCAGAUCUGAGGUCAUCCAAAGUCGCUUCGCAAGCCGAUCAACAGAAAACUGGAAGUAUUAUGUCUGAUAAAUAUUUAGAGAGGAAGAAAAUUGAAGAUGUUCCUAAGGGGAGAGAAUCUAAUGACAUGCGAUCAAAGUAUAUGGAUGUUUUGAAAACUUCUGAAAUUACAAGUAAGAAGGUAGAGAGAAGCCUGGAGCAGGGUAAACAAUUGGAUAAAGAGCGUGUUACUGCCAAAAACGAAUCAACUGCGGAAGCUCCAAGGCCUGUGCCUGCCGAAAGACUCUCAAAGAAGCUAUCCACAUCUUCUGUUUCUUCUGACAAAGCAGCAACUGUAAUAGGGGAACAAGUUAAAUCCCCAAGUGUUUCUUCAACAGAGGAAGUAUCUGGGGAAGGAGAAAAACGUAAGAGUACGGAAAUCAAACGACACAAAGGAUUGAAAGAGAGACUACAGGAAAAGGACAAAAUCCGAUUGAAAAUGUUAGAAAGUGUGAAACAAAAACAAGAACAAAAAGCUAAACUGGAUGAUAAAACUUCCGAUAUUGAUGUGACAGUGACUGCUAAAGUUACGUCAGUUGAUAUUUCUGCAACAAAUUCGAAAAAUAAUCAAGGCGUCAACGUCACACAGAGAAGCCUUCGUACAAACGUGUCUCAAAGUGGCAUAGAGUCGAAACCCUCGCAGGAGACUGUAAGUGUUAGGACGAAUAUAGCAUAUAACAAGGACGUAACGUCAAGAAAUUCAUUCAAGUCGGACAAUAGUACUAAACAACCAGACAAGAAAAAUGCACAAAAUCUUGACAGAACACCCUCAUCAAAACAAAAAACUACGCCAAAAGUUGAUAUGAAAACAGCAACAAAAGUAGAUACAAAAUCAGCCACAAAAGUAAACACAGAAACAGCACCAAAAGUUGAUCGUGAAAUUACAUCUGAAGGUCAAACAAAGGAUGAUGAGAGUAUGAAAAGUCUAGAGGAAGCGCGCUGCAUCAAACCAAGUGACUUGAAGUCCAGAAAAAUCAAACAUUAUGUUAGGUCAAAGUCCAGCCAUUUGCAGGAAGAUGUGGUAAAUGAGAGACCAGAAACUGAAGUAGAAAAGACACAGGAAGUUACUGAGUCUGGUCCCAAGGCACAUCGACCAUAUGGCCAAAUCAAGGCCAAGACCACGGAUAUUGCAAGUCUGCUUGAUAAAGGUCAAGAUGAAACGGUUUCCACCUCAAAUGGCAUCACAAAGGAAGAGGAAGUGGAUAACCAGUCCAGCGCUGAGUUAAGUCGUAUGGAACGAAUUGCUCUGUACAAAGAUGAACGUCGUCGUCAGCUUGCCUUUAUUGCUGCUAAAUUCGGCGAUAGCGACAAAAAGAGUGAUGAUAUCAAAAUGUCAGAAAUUGUGCCAUCGCUAUUUCACACCGCUGCAAGUCGAAAUAAUGGAAGCAACGAGGACAUUUCAACACUGGCAAGGUCGCGAAGUGUAAAAGAGAGUUCCCCACAAAAAACUGUCCCGUCUAUGAUAUCCCGAUGUAGUAGUCUGCGGGAUGGCUCCCCAAGGUUGACAGCAAGCCCCGAAAGAGAUACACAAGACGGGAAAGCGUACCUUGCCAGUAAAUUUUCCAAAUUUCGAGAACGUUUCAAUGAAGAUGACAUUUCCAACACAGCUGAAGAAGAUGCACAAAGGAAGGCUGGACCUCCCGAAAAGGAGCUGUCUUCCCUUGAGAUUAGACGUCAGCGUCUUCUUUACGGAGAGUCCCAGUUCGACAGUGGGAAGCUUCUGGCUGUAAAACCAGAAGAAAAAUUGGAGAAACAAGACAGUACUGAAGAUGACAAACCACUGAAGAGGAGGAGGCAGCUCCCUAAUAUUCCGGCUGCAUUGGGAGGUACCCCAGAUCCUCAGCUGUUUGAUAAGGAUGGUGAGGAUGAUACUGACUCUCCAGGUCAAUCUUCUUCAUCUUCAGGGCCAUCACCAGCCACUGUGAUUACUGCAAGCGGUGCUGAGGCUGUCCUAACAGAUACAUCUAAAGCUAAAUCCGAAUCUGUGGCUAUAAAACCAACAAUGUCACAACAAUCUGAAACAGUGGCUACAAAACAAAUGCUGCCUCACACUGUUAAAUUAAGUGAAAAGGACACAGUGGAAGAUAGUAAGAGGUCUUCCACACUAACAGUCCAACAAAACGUGGACAGUGUCAAAAGUUACGGACAAAAAGCCAAAACAGAUCAGUCUACCAAGAAAUCUCCGUAUCAGAGAUCGUCGGUGAGGAGCAUACAGGAAAUGUUGGGGGAGAAGCCAGAAGAUUCAGGGAAGGAGUCUUCUGCUUCUGGAAUCGAAACAGCUCCCCAACCCUCCGAGAGAAAAGUUACGUUGUCCAGUAGUGUUCAGAGGCAAUCAUCACUGGAUAAAAAACAGGAAAUACCAACGCAGAAAAGUGCAUUGGAAGUGAAAACAGUGCAAUCUAAGGUAACACAGGAGGCUGUGUCUCAGGAUAAACAGAACAUUUCUGUCGCAAAGGAUGGAUCUCAGAAACCAGUGACAGAUCGCGUCAAGGAUGGAACAACAGUAGUUAAGUCUCAACUUGUAACUAGUAAAUCAAAUAAUUUGGAAGUGAAAUCAGAAGCUUCUGAUCAAACUGUUAUUCCACCUUCAAAGCCACAGACUGCAUCCACACGAAAUGUUCAGCAGCCAGUGACAGUGCAGUCUAAAGCCAAAGACGUGAAACCAACGAUGUCUGUCCAGUCUACUGCCAAAGACGUGAAACCAGUAGUGUCUGUUCAGUCUACUGCUAAAGAUGUGAAACCAGUAGUGUCUGUCCAGUCUAAAGCUAAAGAUGUGAAACCACUAGUGUCUGUCCAGUCUAAAGUUAAAGACGUGAAACCAGUAGUGUCUGUUCAGUCUACUGCUAAAGAUGUGAAACCAGUAGUGUCUGUACAGUCUAAAGGUAAAGAUGUGAAACCAGUAGUGUCUGUCCAGUCUAAAGCUAAAGAUGUGAAACCAGUAGUGUAUGUACAGUCUAAAGCUAAAGAUGUGAAACCAGUAGUGUCUGUCCAGUCUAAAGCUAAAGAUGUGAAACCAGUAGUGUCUGUACAGUCUAAAGUUAAAGAUGUGAAACCAGUAGUGUCUGUCCAGUCUAAAGCUAAAGAUGUGAAACCAGUAGUGUCUGUCCAGUCUAAAGUUAAAGACGUGAAACCAGUAGUGUCUGUUCAGUCUAAAGCUAAAGAUGUGAAACCAGUAGUGUCUGUUCAGUCUAAAGCUAAAGACGUGAAACCAGUAGUGUCUGUUCAGUCUACUGCUAAAGAUGUGAAACCAGUAGUGUCUGUCCAGUCUACUGCCAAAGACGUGAAACCAACAAUGUCUGUUCAUUCUACUGCCAAAGACAUGAAACCAGUAGUGUCUGUCCAGUCUACUGCUAAAGAUGUGAAACCAGUAGUGUCUGUACAGUCUACUGCCAAAGAUGUGAAACCAGCAGUGUCUGUCCAGUCUACUACUAAAGAUGUGAAACCAGCAGUGUCUGUCCAGUCUACUACUAAAGAAGUGAAACCAGUAGUGUCUGUUCAGUCUACUGCCAAAGAUGUGAAACCAGUGGCAUCUGUUCAGGCCUUGGAAGUCAACCAAGUGGCAUCGUCAGUUAAGCCUAUGGUAUCCACAACUCAGAUGCAGGUUAAAUCUACUGAAGCCAAGAACGAGCAAAAGGUCCUUGCCUCUAGGAGAAGCCCCGACAAAAGGGUGAUAGCUAGUGCCAAGGAGGUGGUGAGGUCCUCUGACCGGAAGACACCUUCACUGGAGGCAACAGAGGCCAAGGACAAAGUCUCACCUGUUUUGCCGGAACCAGAUGAUAUCACAAAAUCUUCAAAGGGUUCUCACAAAUCUGUUAAUUCUGGACAGGAGAAAGUACCUGUCAAAGCUAAAGCUGUAUCAACAACAACAGUAAGUGUUUCAGCUAAGCAGAUAGAGACAAAAACAAUGGAUUCAUUUAAGAAAGGGAAGGACACUAGGUCUUCUCAUGUACAGCCUCAAAUGGUUGAGGCAUCAGCCGUUCUGUCAAAACCUAAAGAGGGACCUAAGACAUCUGGAAUGGUUGAGACACCUUCUUCUACACAGCAAUCUAUACCUUCAUCUGCCUCUUCACUGAAUGAAGAAGAGAGUAAGACAAUGUCCUCUAGGAGGUUAGAACGCAGUAGUAGUCGAGAAAGAAAGAGUGCGGAGCGACAAGUAGCCACGGAUGCCAAGUUAAAAUUAGAGGCUAGAAUUCAGAAAAAAAUGGAAGAAAGGGCAAGGCUACAUGAGAGGGGACCAGAAAGAAAGUACCAGAAGCCCUCAGAGGGUGAUAAGUCUCAAAGUGUGACAGCAACAGAACGCAAGCAUGGGUCAUCAGAUGAUAGCUCCUCUAAGGAAAAGGGUAGGAGCAGGCGAAUGUUGAAGAAAACGGGGGAGAAAGCAGCAGAAUACAGACGAAGUCGUUCUGUUGGGGAAAGGGAUUCUAAAUCUUCCCGAACUCCCUUCACAGGGAGGACUCCUGUCCAAAAUGUUACUCCUUUGGACAUUAAACAACUGCUAGCAAAGUCGCCUGACUUUAAUCUCGAUGAUUUACUGAUAGAUAAUGCAGAGUAUUUAUCCGACUCGGAGGUACUUGCCAAAGCAAUGUCUAAGGAGGGUGGAAGUGAUACGUCCAGGGAUAAGAAGCCGGGAUCUAAAGUGAAAAGGGUGUUACGCAAAAAAGAUUGGCAACGGAGCAAAUCCGAUACGUCCCAGAUGAUGGCCAUUGCUGAAUCCAAAAGAUUGGGUAAGGUCGGUGAUGGAGGCCUGGAAUUACCUGACAACAGACAGAAACAGUCUGCUGCAGAGGCUGCUGAUAACUCCACAAUAGCUGUACAGUCUAGUCAAACAGAACAGGUGUCGCCUAUCACAGUCUGUACCAAAUCUCAGCAGUCUAGUUAUCUAACAAGGGAAACACAGUCUUUUGUUAAACCACGGAAAAGUCCAGUGGAGGCUUUUACAAAACAAUCCUCGGAAAAAUCCAGUGAUAUGGAUACAAAAGUAUCAAGUAUAGAAAAAGUGAAAGUAGAUGAAAGUGAAAGUAGGUCAAUUAUAAAAACAUCAUUUACUGAUAGUUUUGCAAAAAGUGGAUUAAUACAAGAAGCUACAAAUAUGGAUAAGGAAGUGCCUGUUGGUGGAUUACGAGUUACAACAACUGACAGUGACAGUAGUUCCAAAGUUCAAAGGUCAAGUUCGGACAGGAAGAGGCGGAAAGAUAAAUCGGCAGCAAGGAAAUCGGCUUUGAAUGCUCCACACGCAUCAGUUGCAGAUGUUGGAAGGAAGGCUUUAGAGGACAGAGUUGAGGACAGAUCAAGCUCCUCCAAAGAUGAGUCUACGUCAUCUGAGUAUCAGUCGGCAAAAUCGGGCGUUUCCUCGCGCUAUCCCCUCCACACACCCCAGCAUGGCCUUAACAGUGCACGUCCGUCUAAUUCUCACACCGACGAGCAUGCUCAGCCUAGGUCUUCUGUCCUCGACAAACUGCUGCCGUCACGAUUCAAUAUACCGUCAAAGGUAUCCUCCGGAAUUUCCAUGUUUUCUAGUGAAAGUGAUCGUUCCCGUGACAACAGUGUUACUAACAAACAAGUGGAGGAUAUCAACAAAUCACCAAAACGAAUCGCUAGACAAAAAGACUUCUCGUCCCUUCUACAAAAGUUCUCCAGCUCGGAACAGUCUAGUUCCGAGUCUGAGCCAGCCCCAGUUUCACCAAGACGUAAGUUUAGUCUACGCAGACAGGAAGCUUGUGCCGUAACAAGUAGUGAUGAGUCGAACACGGAGAGGUCACGUCGUACACCUGAACGAACUCAAAGCCUCCGUGUGCGUAAUAGCCCUGUACCUGAAGGGCGUGGAAUAUCCACAGUUCAAAGAUCAGGGAGUUUUAAGUCAGAUUUCAUGAGGAGGCAUAGUCCUAGCCCCACAGAGAGGGUUCCACUUCUUGCGGUGGCUGCUGAAAAAUCUGAUGAUGCUUGGAAUGAGCAUAUGGACAAACCGUCGCCAGAGUUGGCGGCCGUUCUCAGUAAGAGACAGGAAGUUGUGACGGUUCAGCAACGGGAAGGUGAACAACUAGAGAGAGAGAAAAUUACUGAUAAAAGUGUUGAGAAAGAUUCAUCAAGGAAAUACGUACCUGGUGUCAGUGAAAAUAUUGUAGACACAGAAGUGGCAGCCAUCUUGAAUUCCAGGCGGAAAGAAAUGGACGUCAUGGCAACUGAGGUGCUAGCGCCAAGUCACAUGACUCUGUCAGAGAAGUCAGUGGUUCAGCCUAGUAAGUCUGACAUAUCUCAAACAAAAUUCAUAUCAUCUGUACAAAGUUCAAAGGUCAUAUCAGGGGAGGGUUCAUUAUCUCAACCAAAAUCUCAACAGGACAUUAAUAAAGUAUCAUCCAGGGCGAUAGAAGAUAUCAUCAAAAUGGAAAGGGGAUCUCCAGACGGGGAGAGUACGGUCCGAAUGGAUAUUUCAGCCAUUGAUACAAGUCUUGCUGUCCUUGGCAGGGUCACAGCAGAAAUGGACCAUAUAUGUGAAUCAAGUGGGGAUUUACAAUUUCAAUCUAGUGAUCAAAAACUGACCUCGUCUUUGAGUACAUUACACGUGGAAAGCCCAGCUGAUGUUGCUCAGUUUAUCAGCUCGGUUCAGAGAGAUACUGCAUUACCUAGCAGUGACAAAGUGGUACCACCGCAAGAACAACCUGCCGCUAAAAAGGUCACCGCGAAGGUCAUACAUAGGGCAGCCAUUGAAAAGUCGAAGGAGAUCUCAAAGCCAAUGGUGAAAGCUGUCAUAGAGGGCCCCAAAAGGGAAACUACAGACGGGGAUAUAGAGGGGAGGCUAUCUCCUUUCAGAGACCGUGUCUCAUCAGCUGGAAAAAAGAUUCAGCCGUCGACCUCAUUUUCAUUAAAAAGGACACAGUCUUUAGGUAAAGUGGAUAUAUCUGAACAAAAACUAAGAGGAAUAUUAAAACGAACGCCUUCGCUGAAACAGACUUCAGGUGUAAUUGUAGACGUAGAACUGGCAAGUAUCCUGGAGCGGCGUCGGGCUCAGGAAGGCGACGAGGAGGAUGAAGGAGACACGAUGGCCAUCUCUGUCACGGAGGAUAUCAAGGAAACCUAUAGACGUGAACGUAAACAUCGUGGAGAUAGCAUUGACGACGAGGAAAAUGACACUACACGCCAGCCCAGAGGUGUGUCCAUGGCAGAGAGGAUUUAUAACAUGCAGACUCGUCUGGAGGAAAUAAAGUCAUGUCCUGUAACUCCCAAGACUAAAUCUGGUACCACCACCCCAAAGUUCUCAUUUAAAAGGGGAGAAAGUCUCACUCCAAAGACUUCUGCAAGCUUUGACUUUUCGUCUGAUCAGCCUUCCGUAUCGGGGGAGCUCUUGAUGGAAAAACUGAGUAGUCUGGCUGACAAAGGCAAAUCUGUGACGUCAAAACGCAAACAAUUCCAGGAUAGCAAACGGGAUGACUGGAGGCGACGCACACAGCCAGUCACUUUGGAGGAAAUCCAGGAGGCUGAUAGUUUAGAAUCGGUGAGAGCAUUUCGUGCCGAAGUGCUUCGUAAAGCAUCAACAAAUGUGUUCCAGCAACACCAAAAACCAAAAUCACUUCCCACCAAAAAGACUGAGUUUCCUCAUCCGUAUCAUCGUUUAAAACCGAAAAAGUCGAGAAAAGAUCGACACAAAACACUUCCAAUAACUGCAGCAGAAUUGAGCGCCAUUCCAGAAGGUCAAACAGGUGAACUUGUGACCUUCAGAACUAAAAAGGAUAGUAACGGAAAUCGGGAUUCAAAAACAGAUUCUGGAAUUCUUUCUGACGUUGAAGUUGACUCCCAAAUCUGGGACAAAAUGUCGGACAGUUUACGAAGUCUCAGUUUGGAAACCGAUCUGAAUGAAGACGACCCAGCUAGGCUAAGUGUAUCAGCGAAAGCUUCUUUGUUUAAGCAACAAAUUGAAGAGAAGUCGAAGUCAGCAAGUGGGGCAAAGCGAUACAUUGACAGGAAGAAACGGGAAAGGUCAAGGACACAACCCGUAACAGAAGAUGAGGUAAAAAUAGCCGCAACCAUGGGCGACGAAGGGACAGAAGGGACAGAAGAAAGGGUGGAAAAGGCAGACGGGGAGAAGAAAGAUUACAAGAAAGAGGAGAAAGAAGACGAUAAGGAGAAGGAUGGGGGGAAACCACAAGCAGGCAAUGAAUCUGAUGAGGGGGACGUUUCCAGAUUGCCCUUGGAAUGUAGCCUAGCAGAGAAAGUGAAGCUUUUCUCAAACCUUAAGGAGCAGGAGAAGAAAGCCCCAUCAAAGGCGCCUGUUUUACGGAGGCGUAAUCGCAAGGUCGCUUCUAGGUUCAAUACACAGCCGGUGACUAUAGAAGAGGUUGAGAAAGCUGCCGAGUAUCGAAUCUCGCCCUUAGCGAUGAGCCUAGUAAAGCCCCCAGACCCAGAGCUCCUGAAAACUCUACCCAUCCAAGCUCAGCGAGACCUCAUCGCCCAGCAUGCUGAGAUUUGUCUGUCUACUCCAACUUCGCGGUCAAGCUCUCGCCAUGGGUCCAUGAUGGACUUAGCUGUUGGAGGAUCCCAAAAGGGAUCGACCUCUGACCUUGGAGCGAAAUCCCAAACAGGUUCUGCGGUAGAUAUAGGCAAGGGUUCUGCUCCUGAUCUACGGAAAGAAUCUCAAAAAGGAUCGUCUUCGGACGUCCGAAACGUAUCAACUCCGGACCUGUCUCAGGAUAAAGGAGUACAACUCUCUGAUUCUACGAAGGACUCGAAAGAUGUAAAAAGCAUUCUUAAGUCAGAUAUGAAAAGUCCAGAGAGGGAAAUAAGGGGCAUUCUCAAACCUGACGUGGAAAAAGAGAAAGAAUCUCACGAAGAACCUAAAAGCAUCUUAAAACUGCAGGAGGCAGACACAUCAACUACAAAGGCAUCAGAGGAGCCUAACAGUGUCCUUAAAACUGAGGACAGUGGAAGGUUGGCUACUGUAGCGGACGAGCAAGGAGGAAUUCUAAGACAUAGCGAUGAAAAUGUGGUCGCCAAGAAGGCAGACGAAAACACUAAAAGCAUUAUGAAGCAUGAAUCUCAGGUAGAUAGAAUAAAAGAUGUAGAGGAAAAGGCAACGAGGGACGGCUCUGAAGAAAGAUCCGAACCUCGAGGAAUUCUCAAAAAGGAAAGCAGUUUUGAAUUGAAGAAAACUGAACCUGAUAAAAGUGUGCUGAGGAAAGGUCCUGCCAAAGACUCCCCAUUCUUAAGUGAAUUACGCGGAAUUUUAAAGAAAGAUUCGUCAGAGGAGAGUAUAGAGGUCACGAGUGCUGAAGAAACGCUGGAGGUGUCGUCUGCCCAUGAGCAAGUGUCAACACCUAUUGUGGAAAAUGGCACUUUGAAGAAAACAACAGAUGGUGAAAAAUCUGAUGUUGCAGACACAGAGAGUCUUGUCCGAAAGAAAGGAAGAGACAAAAAACAAGCUGAGAGUGGGAAAAUGAUUCACUCAAAGGUAGCCGCACUUAGAAAAAGAUACCUGACACAGCCAGCAGAGAUCACGACCCCUAACAAGUCUCCGGAGACCCCUCACAGGAAGUACACAGGUCGACACAAGACUCAGCCAAUCACUCCAGAGGAAAAGAAACUAGCAGAGGAUCGACAGGAGGGGAGCAACAGCUCCAUCAAAGACAGAUUGAGUGCUCUGAAGAAGAGCGGAGAUGAGGAGUGGCGGAAGAGAGUUUCAAAGAGUAUCGACUUUGACAGUCCUGUUGAUGUUAAGGGCAGAGCAGCUAGUCCAGUUGAAGUAAAACUUCGGGAAAAACGCUCCCUAUCACCCGUCGGCAGGCCUUCAAGUAUCGCAGACAGGCUCUGUCAGAUUAAAAGUUCUCAAGAAGGAUGGAAGGGUAGAGUGGAGGAAACGGAUGCCAAGAAAUUCACAGUGGCUCACAAGAUAGCUGGCCAAGUAGAAGAUAGUCCGUUAGUGUCUAAGCUGAAACGUCUGACUAAACGAGAGUCCGAUUCAGAAUCAGGGUCAGAGCUUACAUCACCAUCGACCCCCAGCAAAGAAUGGCCCAAAAUUCCCUUCCCGACCACUCUGGUGUCAGGUCCCCCAGUAGUGGAUGUUGCCAUGGAGAUCAAAGCUGAGGAGGAGGAAGAGGAAGACAAGGGCCCAGUCAAAGUCAGUGUCCCUCAGCAAGACAACCUUGAGUCCUUCUUCAUCACAAAGUCUACAGAGCUCAUUAUCAAAAACGAGAAGGUCCAAGUAGAAGUUGACACCUUCGAUGAUCUAUUUAUAGAAGCUAAUGACAUUUUGACAACAACAAGAAAGAUUCGACCAAAACGUAAACACUCUGCCCGCAGUAAAAAUCCUCUGAAGACAAUGUCCUUGAACUUGGAGGUCAAGUCUGAAUAUGAAGAGGUCAAGGUCGGAUAUGCAGAGCAAGAGUUAAAGCGACAAAAGACGGCUCAAUUUUCCAAGGAAGCAGGGUUCGCUCAGGAGGCACUAGCUGGUCUCGCUAGCAAGGAGAACUUCUCCAAAGUGUCGUUACGUAAGACUGCGGAACAGGCCACUAGUGGAACCUCACGCCUUGAACCCUACAAAGAUCUCAUGCUGCUCCAUGUCAAAGGACGUCGGCGUGUACAGACAAGACUUGUGGAGCCCGUGGCCAUGUCAAUCAACAGUGGUGAUUGCUAUGUCCUGGUGACCCCCGACAAAGCUUUGACCUGGAUUGGGGAAUACUGUAACGUUAUAGAGAAGGCCAAGGCAGCAGAUGUGGCCUCAAUGAUUGUUCAGAAGAAGGACAUGGGCUGUAAGGGAGCUACCGCAGUAGGUUCCGUGGAGGAAGCUCGCCAACAUCUCGGCACAGGCAAACAGUUCUGGGCUGCUCUUGGAGGGCAGAAGGAAAUCGCUCCGGUAGGCCCCACAGAGGAGGAUGAGUUAUAUGAGAACCACAUUGUGGAAACCAACAUGGUGUACCACCUAAAAGACAACACUCUCCAGCCUUACCAAGAGUACUGGGGCACCGUCCCAAAGUACGAGAUGCUCAAGAAAGAUCAGGUCCUCAUCUUUGAUUACGGGACUGAGUUUUACAUCUGGCAAGGGAAGGCGGUGAAACCAGACCAACGUAAACUUGCCGUGAAACUAGCACGUCAGCUUUGGGACAAGGGCUACGACUACAGUAGCUGUGCUAUCAACCCCCUCUGUCUAAAACUUGAGGAGGAGGGUGGAUUACCAGUGAAGAAUUCUGUUCGGCCAUCUUGGACACUGUUUGGCAAAGUCAACCAGAACAUGGAAACAGCCCUGUUUAAAGAGAAGUUCUCUGAUUGGCCGGAUAGUUCACGCCUUAUAAGGUGCAAAAGUCAAACAGAUCUUGCUGGAAACAAGGUGGACCUAGUCGAGCUGAAACCUUACGACGCCAAAUUAAUGAUUCCUGUUGACUCAAAGCCGGUGUCACUACUUCUGGAGGGAUCACAUGUCGGCAGAGGGGUUAGAUGGUUUGAGGACAUGGAAGGUUUCACGAGGGAGCAGAGUAUUAUAACCAAGGGAGUGACUGUCUGGCACGUCCUGGAGUACGACCACUUCAAGAUGCCAGACCUGAGCUUCGGUCAGUUUCACGACGGCGACACUUACGUGGUCAGAUGGCAGUACAUGAUUACACAAGCAGGUAUGAAGGGCCUAAAGGGAAACCAGGUGCGUCGGUCACAGGUUGGACGUGAGAGAUGCGCCUACUUCUUCUGGCAGGGGCGCAACUCCACCAUCAAUGAGAAAGGGGCUUCGGCUCUCAUGACUGUGGAACUCGACGAGGAACGAGGCCCUCAGAUACGUGUAGAUGAGGCUAAAGAAAUGCCCUGCUUUCUAAACCUGUUCGGUGGAAAGAUGGUAAUCCAUAUUGGUAAGCGUGAGGAAGAGGAUAGCAAUACCCAGGGUUGCUGGAGAUUUUACUGUGUUCGUAAUGACUCUACAAACGAGGCAUGUCUCGUGGAGAUUCAGGCCGGCAUGGAGUGUUUACGAAGUCGGUCAUCCUUCAUCCUGGUCAAUGUCAACAGUGGACUUCUAUACCUCUGGCAUGGUGCCAAGUGUCCAGAGCAUGUUAGGGUUCUCAUAAAGGCAGCUGUGGACAACCUGAAGGCCAAAUGUCCUUUAGAAGUUGGUCUGCAUGACAAAGCUGAAAUCUAUGUGAUAGAAUUGGAGGAAGGAGCUGAGCGUGACGAUUUUCUAAAGGUCAUGGGGUCAGAUGGUACAGACAGAACUAUGUACCAUUCACUACUGUUAGAUCGCAAGCCCCAUGACCACACGGUCAGACUUUUCCACAUGUCCAGUGUGUCCGGAGUGUUUGAAGUUCAUGAAAUCCAGAACCCGUCCCGCACCCCAGAUCUAGUCUGCCCCUACCCUUUCUUACAGUCGGACCUCUACAAAGCCUCCCAGCCUGCCCUGUUCCUGGUGGAUAACCACCACACUGUGUUCCUGUGGCACGGCUGGUGGCCGGAGGGAGACGCCGAGGUGGACAACGUCAUCACCGGGUCAGCUCAAGCCAGGUUCAAUGUUGACCGCAAAUGUGCAAUAGAUACCGUUCUCCAUUACUGCCAAGAGAAGAACCCCGACAACCCCCCCUCAGCCUACGCUGUCCAUGCCGGUCUCGAGCCCACAUGUUUCACCAACGUGUUCCCCUACUGGGAGGUCGACGAGAGUGUCAACACAAUCAAUCUCAGGGAAGGUAAAACUGACGGUGAGAUGGUCUCCCUGCAUGACAUUCUUGAGAAAAUGACCAAGGCCUGUUAUACGUUCGUUGAACUACAGGAGCGCCCUCUGCCAGAUGGAGUCGACCCCUUGAAGCUAGAAAAAUACUUGAUAGACGAAGAAUUUGAAGAGACAUUAGGAAUGACAAAAGAUGCGUUUUACGCACUUCCUAAAUGGCAGCAACACCAGCUGAAGAAGGAUGUUGACCUUUUUUAGAGAAAUCCACACUUUGAUUAACUUAUGUAUGUCUCACUAAGGGAGAAAACUGUUUGGAAAUAAACUGGCGCUUCCAUUAUGUGCAGAGGGAGAAAGCUGUUCAACAGACUCGUGCUCCCAUUGUUUAUAAAGGGAGAUAACUGCUUGAAUUGUUUAUGAAGGGAGAUAAUUAUUUGUUAAGCUGUGCUCUUGUCAUUCUACAAAGGGAGAUAACUGUCUAAUGGACUGGCACUUCCAGAGGCUGCAAUAAACCGAACGGUAUGCAUCUGUUGUGAUGACCAACACAUUGAGAUUAAAACUUCAGCAAUAUUAAUGUCUAAUUCCAGGUCUUUAAAAAUACGGUGCUUCCAUUUUUUUCACAUACUCAACUUACCUGGUAGAUAAAAAUCCAGUUUUCUUUAAAGAAACCAUUGUCAACAUUCUUAAAACUAUUUUUUCAUACAAACUUAAGAUAUGUUUUGCAAUUUUUUGUGUCAUAUACUUUCUGUAUUUUAAUAGAGACAGAAUAGAAUUCAUCAACACUACAGCUAUAGACUAUAUACAUAUAACUAAACUGCUUAAUACCUGGAGUCCGAGACUUGUGAACUUAUUACUUAGCUAAUGAACUACGUCAGAAUGUUAACGCUUGGUAAGCUAUUCAUACAGGAUAUACAUUGAUCUGGUUGAUUUAGAAUAGAUUCUGGCCAAUGUUUGAAGCUGUCAAUCAUUUGUGAAUAUUCAUUCAUACAUUGAUAUAUAUAUAUAUUAGUGAAUAUUCAAUACCAGUGUGUUGCUGAAUUGUUCAAGCUUAUGUUUUGUUGGUAGCAUGUGAUUUAUUUCUAAAAGGCAGCGCAACCUUGAAGAUUAGCAUUGUUUUGCCAUCACAGGCCUUCCUAUUUGAUUUUGAUGUAGUUUAUAUGCAAAAACUUGACCCUGCACCUUCUUCUGAAAGAGUUCUAAAAGGGGGGAUAACUCCAAGAGUACACUUGAAGAGUCAUCAUGACCUCAUAAGUUAGUUGAACUAUAGAUGUCUAGUUGUACCUUUAGUUCAAAGAAGAGUUAAGAUUGUUUGAAACAUGGCUUUGGAGUACACUGUAUUAAGAUUGUUUAAACAUGGCUUUGGAGUACACUGUAUUAAGAUUAGUUUCGAUUUGGAGCUAUACCUACUUUUUUGGCAAUUUUUCCAUUAUUUCUAUAAAAUCUUAGAUUUGUUCAUCACAAGAACGAAGCACUGUCUAUGUUGGUGAUACAAGCGGGCAUAUUUUCUUUACUAACACUUAAAAUGUUGCCAACAGUUAAUUUCUAUACGAGGCUUUUUUAUUGGUGACAUUGUUGUAAGUCAGGAUAACAUUGUUUUCUGUCUGACAUGACAAUUAUAUCAUGUGACAUAACGGUCUCACGAUAAUCCAAUAUUAUGAUUUGUUGACAUGUGCCCGUUACCCAUUUUGUGAUGUCUCAUUGUAUGGCAAUCAUCCAAAACUGUGUAUGAACUAAAUCUGAUUUAAAAGAAAAACAAAUUUUGAAGAUUUUUGCAAAAAAAAAAAUGUAACUUUUUACAGAAACUUGUGUGUGAUUUUGGUUUUAUACUGAAUUAUGCUCUCUGAUAAUUGCAUGAAAGUUAAAUCCCUUAAUUCUUGAAAGUCUGAAAUUCAGACACCUUGACUGUACAUCUAUUGUCUCUGUUGUGACGUCGUAACUAUAAUCCUGAAUUCUGUGACAUCAUUUUAUUCCCAUUUUAUGACAUCACUGUAUGUCAUAGAUAA